Messenger RNA from Dipodomys ordii (Ord's kangaroo rat), 1040 nucleotides. RefSeq lists its product as uncharacterized. The record is from RefSeq and is a predicted model, not a curated record. Lineage: Eukaryota; Metazoa; Chordata; Mammalia; Rodentia; Heteromyidae. The transcript has 7 exons. Gene Ontology annotation, molecular function: methyltransferase activity. Bases 13 to 783 code for a protein of 256 amino acids.
GGCUGGGGCGACAUGGACUUUCGCUCGGCUCAGCGGGCAAUCCUUCAGCUGCUCGGUUCUGUGGCUCCAGCCGACCGCACGGCGCUGCUCCAAUGGAUGCGAACUACCAGAGAUUUUGAUGAAUUCAUACACGAUAAUACUGACAUUAUGUUGAAAAACAUAGCGGAUGACCUUCGGAAUUGCUUGCCUCUAGAAACCAUGCUUUCUUCAGAACAUCUAGCUCUUCAAAAAGUAAGAUUUCUUUCUCAUUCCUUGUCCAUCGUGGAGUUGAAGUUCAUUUAUCAUCAUGUACUCCCUGACCUGUCGGGAAAGGUCUUGGUUGACGUUGGCUCCAGACUUGGCACAGUCCUUUAUGGGGGUUACCUUUACAGUUCAGCUAUACAGCUCUAUGGAGUAGAAUUGAAUGGAGACUUUUGCCAAUUGCAGGAAAUGGUCAUUAAAAAAUACCAGUUCAGUGACAGAAUAAAGGUGCUUCAUGCAGACAUCUGUACCCAGGGCUCACUUCUGCAAAAUGCUGAUGUCAUCAUCAUGAAUAACGUCUUCGAAUAUUUUCUUAAUGAGGCACAACAAGUCAGUGCCUGGGAAUAUAUCAGCCACAACGUAAGGAAAAAAGGAUCAUUAUUAGUGACAGUACCAAGUCUUGAAGAUUCUCUUUCAGGUCUUCAAACCAAUAUAGAGUUAUCCCUCUGGGUUGAAGAGGUACCACUGAACUAUGAGGUAUACCCACAAAAGGAUAUUGACAGAGAAGCCCUGGAACAAAUUCAUUUAUAUAAGAUUCUCUAGCUCUAAAGCAACCCCAUCUACCUAGUACAGUGUUGCAUUGAGUGUAUUACAAAGUAAUGAGGAGACAUGCCAGUAUCCUACUAACAAUUUUCUGUAUAUUCUCUUUAUACUUUGUAUAUGAUUGCAUAGUUUUAUAUGUAUAUACAUACAUAUGGAUGCAUAUGUAGGUACAUAUACAACUCUGUUCUACUUUGUAUGAUAACAUAAUUAAAAUAUUUAUUUGGGGCUGGGAAGGUGGCUCAGUGGUAGAGCGCUUG